Strongyloides ratti is the source of this 2196-nucleotide messenger RNA. RefSeq names its product AMP-dependent synthetase/ligase domain-containing protein. Bases 1 to 2196 code for a protein of 731 amino acids. The transcript has 2 exons. Gene Ontology annotation, cellular component: plasma membrane; endoplasmic reticulum; lipid droplet. NCBI's taxonomy places the organism in Eukaryota, Metazoa, Nematoda, Chromadorea, Rhabditida, Strongyloididae. Gene Ontology annotation, molecular function: long-chain fatty acid-CoA ligase activity. The record is from RefSeq and is a predicted model, not a curated record. Gene Ontology annotation, biological process: long-chain fatty acid metabolic process; long-chain fatty-acyl-CoA metabolic process; neuron differentiation.
AUGACGGUGCAAAAACCUGACGUCAAGCGUAUUGAUAAAAUACUUUCUCAACAAGAGCGACCAUUCUAUCUUAAUAUUGUUUCUGGCAUCUUUAAAUUAUUUUUCCUUAUAUAUGAUAUUAUUAGUUAUGUUCCAUUUAAAAUUUUUAAUGAUCCUAAGGCAAAAUUAAGAUUAUCUGUAAGAAGAAAAGGUGUAAAAUUGGACCCAAAUGAUCCUUUUUCUCCAUUUCGUCAUGUUGAAUCUGUGAACAAAUUACGUUCAAUAUUAGUUGAGGGAUGUCAUACUUUAGAUCAAAUGUUUUCAAAUAGUGUAAAAAUCUAUGGUUCUUUGCCAUGUAUGGGAACAAGAGAAAUAUUGACAAAAGAACAAGUUAAACAAGAAGAUGGAAGAUAUUUUCAAAAGUGUGAAUUAGGUACAUAUAAAUGGCUAAAUUAUACAACAGUUGGUAAUUGUGUUACAAAUAUCUCUUGUGCAUUAAAUUCAUUAGGUCUAAAAAAAGGAACACUUGUUGUAAUUUUUGCUGAAACAAGAGCUGAAUGGAUGAUUACCGCUCAGGCAUGUUUUAGAAAUGGUCUACCUAUUGUUACUGUCUACUCAACAUUGGGUGAAGAUGCUGUAGCUUAUGCUAUUAAAGAAUCAGAAGGUGUCUGUCUUUUUACUUCAUCAAAUCUAUUAGAGAUGAUUGAUAAAAUAAGUGAUAAAAUUUCAAAUAUUAAACAUGUUAUAUACUUUGAAGAUCGUUUUAAUCCAUCUUCUGAGGACAAUAAAUGUCAAAUUGCUAUUGAAAAUUUGAAUUCAAAAAUGAAAACAUGUAUGUUAUUCGAUAAUUUCAUGACAACUGGAGAAGGUCUUGAAACAAGUAUUCAAAAUAUUUCAAAACCAGAUGAUCUUUGUAUGAUUAUGUAUACUUCAGGUUCUACAGGUAAUCCAAAGGGAGUUAUGCUUUCACAUAAAAAUAUAAUUGCCUCAUUAACUGGAGCUAAUUAUGUUAUUAAUGUAACGUGUAAUGAUUGCUAUAUAGCUUACUUGCCAUUAUCUCAUGUCUUAGAAUUAGCUGUUGAGACUUGCCUUCUUAGUGUUGGUUGUCGUAUUGGAUACUCUUCACCAACAACACUUUUUGAUCGUGCUCCAAAAAUUAAACCUGGAACAAAAGGUGAUAUUAGUGUUUUAAGACCAAGUUUAAUGGCUGCUGUACCAGCUAUUAUGGAUCGAAUCUUUAAAGCUGUCACAGAAGAAGUAUCUACAAAACCAGCUUUGUUUAGAGAAUUUUUCCGUCUUUGUUAUGAACGUAGGAGAGCUCGUUAUCUUGAUGGAUAUGCUAGUGCUUUCAUGAAUAAGCUUGUUUUUGGAAAAAUUAAAAAAAUAUUAGGUGGAAAGCUUCGUGUAAUCCUUUCAGGUGGUGCUCCACUAGCUCCAGAGACACAACGUUUUAUGAAUAUAUGUUUCUGUUGCCCGGUAGUUCAAGGAUAUGGAUUAACUGAAACUUGUGGUGGUGGUACUAUUGGUGAUAUUCAUGAUCUUAGUACUGGAUAUGUUGGACCACCAUUAAUUUGUAGUGAGAUAUACCUUCAUCCAUGGGAAGAAGCGGGAUAUUCUCCAGUUAACCAUCCUCCAACUGGUGAAAUUCUUAUACAUGGUGAUAAUGUUUCACUAGGUUAUUUCAAAAAUCCAGAAAAAACAAAUGAAGAUUUUAUUGAGAUCAAUGGAAAACGUUAUUUCUGUACCGGUGACAUAGGUGAAGUAAGAAGUGAUGGUGCAUUUAAAAUAAUUGAUAGGAAAAAAGACUUGAUUAAACUACAACAUGGAGAAUAUAUAUCUUUAGGAAAAAUAGAAUCUAUUAUUGUAACUAAUAAAUAUGUUGAUAAUGUUUGCGUUUUUGCCAAUUCAUUUAAUGACUACUGCGUAGCUUUAAUAGUUCCUAAUGAAAAAAAUUUAACUUUACUUGCUGAACAACUAGAAGUUAAAACAGGUGAUUGGAAAGAAAUAUGCAAAAACAAGAUUGUAGUUUCUGGAUUACUUAAGGAAUUAAACAAUUUUCUCAAAGGGAAACUUUCAAGAGUUGAAAUACCUAAAAAACUUUUUAUUUGUGAUGAAGUAUGGACUCCAGCUAGUGGUUUAUUGACGGAAGCUUUAAAAUUGAAAAGAAAAGUCAUUGAAGGUCAUUAUAAAUCAACAUUGACUGCUCUUUAUAAAUAA